UACGCACGCACGUACGCACACACACACGCACAUACACACACACACACACACACACAAAAGGGUUAAAUCAAACUUUAUUCUUGUUUAAAUAUGAUCUUUAAUAUCAAGUUGUCUUCUUUAUUCAAUAAUAACAAAUUAUCAGAAGAUAGUUUAUCAACAUCAAGUACAAUUACACCUUCAAAAUCACGGUCAUCUGCUAUUCAUUCAUUCUUGGCUGCAUUUAGUACAGAAAAAUACAUGAAUGAUCCAAUGCGUACCACAAAUCAUCCUGAUAUAGUCGGCUAUUAUUAUGAUCCAAUGAGUUGUGAUGGUCACAGAAAUCAUGUUUCCGUUGGAUAUGAUGUUACAAACACGGGUGCUUAAAAAAAAAAAGAAGAAGUCGAUCGAUACAGUCAAUAAUCAAUCACAAUUGUACAUACCUUAUUAUACCUUUAUCAUCUAUUAUUUAUUAUUUAAAUUAUACUCUUUAUUAAGAAUAAAUCUUUAUUACCUAAUCUUUAUUAUAACAUAAAGAACACGAUAUCUAGUCUAGUCUAGAUAGCAGCAGCAGCAGCAGUAACAAUACUGAUAAUAAAAAGGAGAAAAUAGACAAAAUAGGAAUUAUUAUAAAGAAGAUUCUAGAU
Messenger RNA from Cokeromyces recurvatus, 623 nucleotides. RefSeq lists its product as uncharacterized. NCBI's taxonomy places the organism in Eukaryota, Fungi, Mucoromycota, Mucoromycetes, Mucorales, Mucoraceae. The transcript has 2 exons. The record is from RefSeq and is a predicted model, not a curated record. The coding region runs from base 91 to 363 and encodes 90 amino acids.